Messenger RNA from Microbotryum saponariae, 3008 nucleotides. The record is from the annotation of a GenBank genome assembly. NCBI's taxonomy places the organism in Eukaryota, Fungi, Basidiomycota, Microbotryomycetes, Microbotryales, Microbotryaceae.
AUGUCGAACAAUGCUCGCUACUUGUUGUCGAUGCUCUCAACCUCGAGCUCGGAUUCUCGGCCAGCUCUGCUCGUCACCUUCGAAUCGCAUCGUUACCUCUUCAACACCCCAGAGUCAAUUUCGAGAGUCUGCGUCCAGAACAGGAUCGGGCUGAAAAGGGUGGGGCACGUCUUUGCCGGCGAUCUGAGCGAAAGCACCGGGCUCCCAGGUUUCAUCCUAAGUGCUGUCGAAACGGGCAAUCACGAGAUCCAAGUCGUCGGUCCUCCGGGAAUUGAUCAUCUGUUGGCAAGCUAUCGCUUCUUCACGCGAAGGUGAGCGGAAGAGCUGUUAGGUAGGGUUUUGCUGUCCAGUUGCUGAUAUGGACGUCUGGCACUUCCAAAUUCUCAGAGAAAAGCUCUCGCUCAAGGUCUCUGCGAUUCACGCGUCUUCAUCCACGGUUCCACCGCUGCUCGUCUUCAAGGACUUGAAUAUGACCGUCUUCGCUGUUCCUUUGACACCGAAGUUCACAUCUUCACCUAGCACAAGAACGUUGGCCUCCACAAAACGGCGGCGCUCCCCUUCGUCCUCUCCGCCGCAGCGGCCAAAAUCUCCGCCAGCUCUGGCUUCGAGUUGCACUGAGGAGGACCCGAGCACAUCCACUUCCACUGCCCUCUCUUUCGAUCCGGAGGUUCCCAGCUUCAAUCCGGCCCUCUUGUGUGGCGAAGCGGCGUCGCAAUGGCGUACCUUGGUGCUCAACGACAUGUUUCGCGGGCGCAAAUUCGUCCCAGAAGCUACACCUACCCAGCCUUCGUUGCCGACCCACCUCAAGGUCGGGCCUUACCGCCAAACACCGGCUUAUUCAACUUCUCGGUUGCCACAUCCCGACGAAUCGGCGUUCUCUGGUACCGUACUCAGUUAUGUGGCGGUUGGGCCAGGCUCCAGGGGAAGGUUCUUGCCCGAGGAAGCACGCAAACGGGGUGUGCCACCGGGCGAAGCGUACAAGAAGCUCAUCGAAGGACAGAAGGUAUGGGUUUUGAAGCCACAGAAGGUGGUAGCUGCCUCGGCAGAUGAGAUUCCGCGACCCAAGGAAACGAGGAAGGAGCGGGCAAAGCGCACGGCCGAUGAACGCGCGCGAUUGGCCGCAAUCGUGGAUGGCGAGGGGAACGGGAUGUGGGUCGAGCCGAGCGAUUGCUUAGGGCCAGGGCAGGCCCCUUCGACUUUCCUUGUACUCAAUAUCCCCUCGCCAAACUACCUCGACGCCCUGCUCGAGCACCCACCGAGCCAUUUCACCCAGGUCUCGCCGGACAGCACGUUCAGGACGAUCUUCUACUUUCUUGGACCGAACGUGCUGCAAGAUGCCCGGCUCGACAAGUUCGUGUCAAGCUUUUCAACGGACUCCGGGAUUGCCCAUCGAAUUGCUUCGCCCGACGUAGCCUCGAACAAUCCCGUCACCUUCGUCGCCUCGGCACUCUUGAGCUUCCGGCUGUCGUACCUCGACAAGCACAUCUUCCGCCUCCCUCAAUACACGUAUCUUCCCGCGGACGCCAGCCCAAAGGUGCUCUCGGAUUCGACCCGGUCACAGUCCAGCGUCACCCUCUUACGGACGAAUGACACCUUUUCCGAAACACACGAGCUCGUGGUAGCGAAAGGCGUCCCCUUCCGGACAUUCGACUUCGACAUCCCAUCGUCGGCCGCCGAUAUCGAGGUCGCGAGGCUCAAGGGGGACGAGAAACCGCAGAACGUGCAGGAUGCAGCACAAGCGGCUUGGAAGGCCUACGAAGCUGCGGCCAAGGACGUGCGGCAAGCGGUCGAGCAGGAGACUGCGAAGAGGGGAUCGUCGUCCUCGGACGCGCACGGCGAUCUGUGCGUAACAGCACUGGGGACAGGGAGUGCGAUCCCGAGCAAGUACCGCAACGUCAGCGCCACGCUGUUGCACCUUCCCGGAGACGAAGGCUACAUCCUCCUCGACGCUGGUGAGGGUACUUGGGGCCAAAUCGCGCGGUGCUUUGGCGACGACCCUAAGGAAGGGAAGGAAAAGGUGCUGCGCUCGAUCAAAAUGAUCUUCAUUUCGCACUUGCAUCAAGACCACCAUGCCGGCUUGACGACCUUGUUGCGCGAACGCGCAGUGGUGAGUCGGAGAACGUCCAUCGCCCAGAUUCUUCGGUGAAACUAAAACAGUCUCGUGUUCCUUCAUUGACAGCUGUUCCCAAGCCCAGAACAACCGCUCGUCAUAGUCGGCCCACCUGGAGUUCGGGUCUACCUCAAAGAGCAGCAAGAACUAUUUGAUCUUGGGCUAUCAGCUAGUUCGUCGGCGCCAAUUCGGUUCAUCGAUUCGACAGCCUUGGAGGCUGGGAAGAAACUAAACGAAUCUGACACGAGGUAAGUACAUGUCCGGUCGAACGCCGUUCGUGGUCUUAGUGAGUCUGACCCACCAGUACUCUGCAUCUCUCGCGCUCAGGCGAUCGGUUGUGCAAGAUUUAUAUUCCUUGACCGGCCUCAAGUCCGUCACCACGGUGCCGGUAUUGCAUCGUUGCCGAUGCUGGGGUGUCGUCAUCACCCAUACCUCGGGGUGGAGAGCCGUGUUCUCCGGAGACACUAUGCCAUGCGAGGCCCUUGUCGUCGCUGGACAAGGCGCUUCCUUGCUCAUCCACGAAGCGACAAUCGAGGAUGGGCUCGAAGAGCUGGCUCGUAUUAAGGGGCACAGCACCUUCGGCCAAGCCAUCGACAUCGCGCGCAGAAUGAAGGCCAAGCACCUCCUCUUGACCCACUUUUCGGCGCGGUACCCCAAGUUGCCCCCGCUGUCCUUGAAUCGACCACCAGCAUCGGACGGGACGGAAGGUACACCGAUUGAACCUGUCGUAGCGAUCGCGUUCGACAUGUCGAAGAUGCGUUUGGACGACUUUUGGAAGUUCGAGAGGUACCGCGAUGCGAUGGAUGUCUUACUUGGAUGGGACGAGGCGACCGAGGAUGACAAGCUCGACGAUGGCUCCACCGUGGUAAACGCUGCCACCAUCACCGACAUGUCAUGA